Molecule: messenger RNA, 1166 nt
Organism: Odontomachus brunneus
Lineage: Eukaryota; Metazoa; Arthropoda; Insecta; Hymenoptera; Formicidae
Exons: 8
Coding region: 255-1166 (303 amino acids)
Source: RefSeq, a predicted model, not a curated record
GUCAUAGCCGCGAUGAUACCGUGAGAAACAGAGAAAAAGGGAGAUCGGUGCUGGUCGUCGCAAGGAGAUACUCGACGCGGACCAGCGAACCAUCGUUCGGUCAUUUGAUAUCGUAUGCCAUUCGCGUUGUAGAAGAUCGUCCUCCGGUAGCGACUCGCGACGCGAUCUCUUGGCGUUUUCAACGCGUAUUACGUUAAUUGCGAAAGAAAGUUAAUUGCAAUAUCCGUUCACCGUUCGCUCGAUAUCAGUAUCAGAUGCGUGUACAAAGCACAAGGGGAUGGCGGGCCGUCCUCGUCGGCUUCGCCGUAGUUUGCGUGGCUAAUUUGCGACUAGUUUUCUGCGAAAAGGAAUCAGGGAACGAGGGAAAGGUGCACUCAGAAGAGCCGCGACAACACACGUGCUGCGCUCGGCACGAGAAAAUGAUCGACGUCGGAUACGGAAUAUCCGGAGAAGUUAUUCAAAUCGACGCCGGGCAUUGUCGAAAAUUAUGCCCGCGACAUGUGUCCGACGAUCCCGGAGACGCAAGCCGGCCAGCGGUGCAGAAAUGUUCAUCGGAUUUCCAUUGUCGAGCGAGGGCCGCGAAAUUGGAGAGAGUGUCGACGUUGCAGGGUGUCCGCGUCAUAGAAACUAUCGACGGGUGCGAAUGCUCGCCAGAGGCGUCUUGCAAAAGGGAAUCCUACAUUCAUCAUAUGCAUUUUGGCACGCCGCAUCAGGCCGUCAUGGAUGUCGGGAUUUGCACUGGACAUUGCGGCAAAGAUCUGGGUUGCAAGCCAGUUCGGAAUAGUACAAUUAGCAUCAAAGGACCAAACGGUGACGAAGUCUAUCAAAUAAUUGAGAAAUGCGGUUGCGCCGGUAACUGUCACAGAAUGGAUCAUAUGGAGACCGUGUUGGAUUACAGUGAAGUGACGAUUAAAGAGGGCACAAACACGACCGACGUCAGACCCGUGAUCCGACAAAUAAACGUCGGCCAAUGCGUCGGUACGUGCCCGGGAAAUGAAACGGAAACGUGUCUUUUGCGCGACAAAAAGGAGCCAUCCAGAUGUCUGGCCGGUUUAUAUUCGAAGCAGCACUCUUGCACACCAGCCAGAUUUAAGGUGCACGAGUACAGAACCCGACGAGGUGCGAAGAGAGAAAUAAUCCAGAUCACUCAGUGUGCCUGUGUCUAG